CCAAGGUAAACUGUCGCUGUCAGGGAGAUUUUCUUCGACGUUUUUCGUUGCCUCUUUUUUGUGCUCGUAGUCCUAGACGACAUCCUUAAGGAUAAACGUUACUUACCUGGAUGCGUCGAGUUUGGAGUGCGAAAGAAACGCGGGCCAAGUUGGCGUGUUUUCGUCGUAACUCAGAGUAGCUGCUCGGAGCUGGUCUCUCGCCUUCGACAGAGUUUGCUUUUUCGCAUCUUUUACGAGUCGUGAAUUUUGUUCGAGCAAUUCUACGGUAAAAGGAACAGAAAACUUGCCUAAUGUUUGAGGUUUCUUGUCCGAAAAGCUUGACCGAAUUUUGUCAGCCAUAAUACUUAAUUUGGAAUGAUGUACAAAGGAAGUUUACGAGUGAAGGCUGCAGAGAUUGCAGUAUGAUAAAUAUUUCGGAAAAGGUUUAAUAUUAUGUGGUAAUACAUGAACAUCAUAUAAUGAGAAAAGAAAAGUCAGCAUAUUAAUAUAUCAUGGAAGUAAAUGAUACUUCUUACUUCAGAAAAGUUCGUUAAUAACUGGCAUGCAACAAGAUACGUUCAACAUUUCUGUAUCGCAUGGGUUCCUGUUCAUUAUGAGAAAUCUGUUAACUUUAUGAAAUUCUAUUGCCAAAGUUUAUAACAUGAGAAUAACAAUGCUGUAUGAAAACCAUAUAUUCGAAGAAUGAGAAUCGAGAUCGUAGUUAUUACCGCAGCCAUUAACAAGUGCUAAACGUUCUAAAGAAUGACUGCACAUUAAAAAAGAAAGCAUUUGUUUUAUUGUCGAAGACAGUAGAUUAAAUGAGUAUUCGUUCGAUACCAUGAUUGCUUAUAAAUGAUGCCCAAGAGCCAUUUGUCGUGUAUCAUGUAUUUAGUACUUCCUGUAUUUACAACUACAUAUUGCCAACCAGCAACAAGCUAAUUGGGGUAAUUUUCCCUGAACCGAAGAUUUACCGUAUCGAUCCAAUUGCUUCUGACAAAUUGUACAAAAUCAUUUUAAUAAAAUUAAGAAGAAUAAUUUGGUAGAUUGUACGGGAGGCGAGUUAAAGUUGAAGGUGUUGUACCUGAGGUACACAAAGAGAAAGUCCUAAUGCUGACAAAAAGCAUAUCGUAUUCUGACACCCAUAACGAAGAAGAGUCAUCAUAUGUAACAAUCAGCAAUGGGCCCUACCCUUAUGUAGCAGAGUCAACCAAUGCAGAACCCAAGAAAUACAGUCAUAAAUUAGAGGACGUUUACUUUGUUACUCCGAUUCUCUGCACACAUUGCGAGGACUACAUUUUUGGUACCGGAAAAGUGGGUGUAAAAUGCGCAGAAUGCCACGCGUGCUUCCAUCUCGUCUGCGCGGAGUACGCCGGACAGCGGGCCUGCCAAUGGACCGCCAAGGGUCACGCUCCGCAGAGACAGGUCUACGACAAGGACAAGCCUGUUAGCGAAUGGACAUCUUUGAACGUCGUAGAAUGGAUGUCAGCUCUGAACUUGUAUCGCUAUGCCGACGUUUUCAAGUCCAAAGACAUCAAGGGCAGCGAUCUACCUCACUUGGAUCGAGAGAAGCUCAUGAACAUGGGGAUAAGGGAUGAGUUCCACCAGGACAACAUUUUGGAGUGCAUCAAGGAGCUCUGCCAGCCGUCGACGUCGCCACCCCCGUUAUCGGGGGCGGAAGCGUCUUUGGGGGCCGUCGGCCUGCCCUCGCCGAGCGCCCUCGCCCCCGCCAACGCCCCCAACAAUCCGCACAAUCUCGUGCCGCACAGCUUCAGCGUCUUGGAGAGGUGCGACAAGUGCCAUAAAUACCUCAGGGGCCUCUUACAUCAAGGCUUCCUCUGCCAAGAUUGCGGUCUGGUUGCCCACAGGAUGUGCUCAGCGACGGGCUUGCACCCGCCGUGUCAUCCGGACCCCGAAGGCCGACCAAACCGCUUCAGUUCAGUGUUUGGUCUCGCACUUUGUUCGCAAUUCGACGUUGCGACCCGCUCUGCACCAAUUUUAGUGGAACGUUGUACCAGGGCUCUAGAAGAAAGGGCUUAUGCGGAUCCGAAGUUGGAUCUGUAUAAAGUUUACCAUAGUAGUCCUCCGAACGAGCAAACCGUGGAACUACGACAGAAGCUCAACGAGGAUGUCUGUAACGCGGAUUUAUCGCAAUACAGUCCUCAAUGCAUCGCAAGUGUCCUAAAAAAGUUCCUGAGAGAGUUGCCAGAUCCGGUGAUUCCGGUGCAAUGCUACGAUAAGUACUUGGAGGCAUCAGGUCUACGGAGCGACGAGCAAUGCGCGACUCUACUUGACCAACUCGUCACUGAUCUUCCUGCACAUCACAAAAGUACUCUCUAUCAUCUGAUGGCACAUUUUUGUCGUAUAUGCCAGUUACAACAUUCUAGAGGCUACACGGAACCACCGACGAUUCUUGUGCAGGUCAUUUGCCAUAUAUUUCUGAGGCCUCCUUGGGACCGCAUCAUCCAAGUUGUCUACAAUACUGAAGCGCACAUACGUAUAAUGGAGUUGUUGCUGCUUCACGGCGAUUGGAAUGAAAGGUUGCCCGAGUUUGCAAGUGCUCCUCAAUUACCUCCUAGAAAAGUCUCCAGGCCACAAUUUCCAGUUUUGGACCCUUUUCCGAAUAUAGAAGAGGACCUUUCUUCGAACGAUAGAUUGUCGCAACCGGAGAGUGCUAAAGAGGCACAACAGCAACAACUUCAUAGGCCGCGUACUCUGCAAGAGGCGGAAUGGUAUUGGGGCGACAUUAAAAGGGACGAAGUCAACGAAAAAAUGAUCGACUCGCCCGAUGGGACGUUUUUGGUGCGAAACGCAUCGUCGAAAAAAGACGGCGAAUACACGUUGACGUUACGAAAAGGCGGCACAAAUAAGCUCAUUAAAAUCUGCCAUCGGAACGGAAAAUAUGGGUUUUCUGAACCAUACAAUUUCCAUUCGGUUGUGGAACUUGUCGAUUAUUAUCGAAAUUGUUCUCUCGCUCAAUAUAAUUCCACCUUGGAUAUCAAGCUGCUUUACCCCAUAUCCAGAUUUCAACAGGAAGAUGAAAUAUCGAGUACAACCGAUAUGGCGAACGUGGUCCAGAAGUUUGUUGAGUUGGAUAAGGAGAUGACCGACACCUUGAGACAAUAUCAGGAUUGUUCGGAAUUGUAUAGCAGAACAGCAUACGAGGUGCAAUUAAAACGACAAGCACUGGAAGCUUUUUCCGAGGCUAUCAAAAUGUUUGAGGAUCAGAUCAAACUACAGGAAAAAUUCCAAAAGGAGGCUCAACCGCACGAAAUAUCCACUCUCACGGAUAACGCAGAGCUUCUAAAAGGAAGACUGAAGUCCCUGGAAGAAAGCAGAGAGCAGCUUGAUGACAGUUUGAAACAGCAGAUCGCAUAUAACAGGACCCUCGAGCGAGAAAUGCACAAGCUGAAGCCCGAGAUUACGCAACUUGUUCGCCAACGGGAGAAGCACUACUUGUGGUUGAAGGAAAACGGGAUGACCCAGAACAAGAUUAAUCAGCUGGUGCUGCACCAUUCGUUUGCCAACUCGGUUGUGGGAGACUUGGUGUACGGAGAUCUGCAGGAGGUUGACUUGGAGGUGCACGGCGACGAAGAGACGUGGCUCUUCCUCGAAGGAUCUCGACCGGAUGCAGAUCGGUUGCUCGCAGGUCGUCCAGAUGGGACCUUCCUCGUGAGGAGAUCAAGCAGCGGUCAAUAUGCCCUCUCAAUAAUGUGCAACGGUACCGUGAAUCACUGUAUAAUAUAUGCAACGGAGCGCGGUUACGGUUUCGCGGAACCAUAUAACAUCCAUAAGACUUUGAAGCAUUUGGUGCUUCAUUACGCUCAGAACUCCCUGGAGGAGCAUAACGAGAGUUUAAACACGACCUUAGCCUAUCCUGCAUUUGCAUCUCCCUCCGCCUUAACGAAGUUGCAGGCCCAACAUAGGCAGAUGCAUCUGCAAAGCCCGAACCAGAUUAUGUUGCAAAGUCCACUUUCCAGACCAUUAGAAAAUCAACAUUUCGGGGCACAUACGUAAUCACUUCUUUAGGACGUUUCAAUAAAUUCGAUUGUUGGCUAUUUGUCAGCAGGCGGGACCAGGUUUUGAUCGCCUUACUAAAAACAGUUUCCGAGAAAAAUAGGAAAAAAAAAAUGCCGGCAUUUUUUGUCGCAGUUUUGGAACGUCCUGGUUGCUGGGCAAUUGAUUCGACUGAUCUUGAAUUCGAAAAUCAACGAAGUCGAGUUCGAAGUUAAACCUCGCUUUGAUGUUUGUUGAAAAUGAGGUUCCAAUGGUUCAUGAUACCAAUCAACUGUUACUUGCUGAAUUUAUGAGAUAGAGUUAUAGUUCCGACAUAGUACUAGCAGUAGUAGCGGCAGUAUCGAUUAUGAAGAAAAUCUCUCUGAGGGAAAUCCAGCUAACGUCGUUUAUCUGGAGUUCACUGGACGUUUUUUUAAGUCGCCUUUGACCUAAAACAUUAAUUUAUAAAUAAUCACAGCGUACGUAUUCAAUGCACCGAUGAUCGAUUCAAAUGUCAAACGGAAGUUGGCGUAGCCAUGCUUCAUCGGUUCAUGUUCAGUAAUUUGUAGAAAAUGAGAGCUUUUUUUGUAUAUCUUCGAAAAAGAACCGUCUAUCGAAUCGUCUCAUUUCCAACUUAAUAUGUUCUGUUGCACGUCGUCGUUUCGACGAAUAAGUUUGAUGUCCAGCAUGAGAUUUUUUCUUCCGUAGGAAAACCAAGAUUAAGAAUGACAUAAACGAUUUUUGGGCGAUCGGUCCAACUUUUGUAUCUGAAAAGCCGUCGAUUCGGACGAUGAUCUUGCCAGAGCAGUCGAGUCAAAUCAGUUUUACUAUUACGAGGAGUUUUCUCCCCUAAAUGUCCAUGCGAGAAAUUUCCAUCUCAUUCGCAGCAUCUCCGGAAUUUUGUUCCCCUCCGCCCGUGUUUCCUGUAGGGGUAAAAGACUCGGUAGAGUCUUGCGCCAAGUGUAUUAUAUACAACGAAGACCUUCCGAAGCGGAGGUGGACUUUUAUACGUAGAAUUUAAGCUCUGUGCCAGCCCGAAGGUGCGCGACCUCGAGUUUGUAGAUUUGUCUGUGAUUUUGGAUCGGCAGAAUGGAGGAUCGCGUUAAUCAGUAAUGUUUAUUGUAAUAUUUUGAUCCUCUAAACAUGUUCGAUCGGCAGGUUAAGAGAUCAACGAGGACGAUCAACUGAUUGGCGUUCGCAGCUGAUCAUUUUUGUUGACUCGGAAACUCUUUCUUGUAGAUGGUACGAAAUGAAGAUCGAAGAUUUCGCUCACCGACUUCAGUAGAGAACGGUCAGCAAUCAUUGUGAUUACGCACGGGCAUAUGUAAGGAGUGGAAAUGUGAAACGUUCAAAUUUACCCGAAGUUAAAUAAAGUGUUAGCGACGUGUGUCAAUAGCAGGUAUUUUGCUAUUCUACCUAACAGCCGAUAAAAUUGAGCUCUAAAAAAUUUGUAAUCAAUUUGCAGUUGGCAGAGCUCAACUUCAAGAAAAACUUGAUAUGUGGCUGAGAAAGAUUUAAAUGUCGUUCGCCCAGCGGUUGAUCAUAGAAGUGCUAAAUUUACGCUACUAAGUACUCAUGAUUUAUUGGUGUUUUACAAUGUCAUGACUCAUUGUACCAAUCCACAAUAAUUAAGUUAUAGUGUUAUUAACUAUAUAUUCAUGAGAACCGGUAAUACGGAAUGGCUUGCACUUCGGAAACGAUGUCCGUACUUUGACAUUUAACAUUUAAACCAAUUUCUUAGGCACAUGUUUGAGAAAUAAUAUUUAGAACGUGUAAUAUAUUUUGAUGAACAGUGUACACACACUUAUAACAAUUAUGUGUCUACUGUACGUGCAUGUCACAUAAAUGCAUAUGGCAUGAGGUAACAUUUAAAGGGAAAUAGAAUGAUUAAAUGUUUCAUAUUUCCACUUAAGUCCCGUUGAUGCUUUUUUCGUUUUUUUUUUUACGAUCGAUGCAAAUUCGGAACUCCCACGUCUUAUGGGUAUUCCUCGUGCUAUUAGGUAGUUCUAGAUUAGCAUUAACAAUUUGAUCGAGAUCGCUCGUGUCAGUUGACAAAAAAGCCGAUCUCUGUUUUCUUUGUGAUCUUGUCGAUACCUCUCAGGUUUAGGUUUAGGUUUGUCGCCGAGAGAUCUCAAAAGCAGCGAUUGCAAAGCGUUGCAAUGUCACCUGUCGACCAUGCACUUUUGUAGAAGUAAUUAUUAUGGAUGCGGGGUUCGAGAAAUCUUGCGUUUAUGCAGCGGUCGGUAAACGCAAGAAUGUAUCGAUUCUUCGAAUCCACGUUCGAUGGGUAUUUGACAUUUGUCGCCAUUUGCAAUGCCUGCUGCGAAAGUCACACGAAGAUGUAGGACAUUGUUGAAGCGAGCAAUUAUAUUUUGGUAGAGAGAAAUUGACAAGGAAAUUUAAGGUAACAGGGAAACGAGAAGGCUAUAGAGUUAUACAAUGGGAUGACGAAGAAGGUCGAAAGGCUGACGUAUUAUACACACGAUAUUGCCAUGAAAGAAUACAGUCGCGAUGAGAAGAAAAUCGAUGGCAAUUAUAUGCACUCUUUGCUGAGAAAUUAAAAAAAUUGGAUGGCUCGAAUUGUUCUGCAUACUUUGUACGCGCAAAAGAACUGAUUGAGAUAAACGUAUCCGUUAACAAUUGAAGAAAACCGUUGGUGAGCCGAUAAUGCAACCAGGUUAUUUCAGUUUAUUUAUAAAAUAAAAAAUUGGAUUAUCCUGCAGUAGGCAGGCGACAGGCUGCCGAUGCGUUAACUUUUCUUAACCCCCCCGAAGCCAAUAAUGGACAGGAUUUUAGCACGUUCAGAAAAAAAUGGCUCCGAGUGGGUUAAAUUUCGUGAACUAGUGAAAAAGAUUUGUAGACAAGUUGUAACAAUUGUAAUUAUAAAGGAUGUGAAGGCAAUGCGAAGCUACACGUGAAGCCCGGUAGAAGUAAUUAUUUUCGAAGGGUGAACACUCCAUUUUUUCCGUAAGAAAGAUAUAAAAUAAUCUUCUGAUGCUUUAGCAUACAAAUAUUUAGGAAAGUAUUGCCAAGAUUAUACGAAACACAUUAGAUGUGAACGGAAGGAAAUUGCGAGAAGGAAAAUUCAAUUAAACAGAUAAACUCAAGUCAGGGUUUGUAAAACAACUACGGUAACGUAUUCCUUUUUUCAAUCAUUCGGAAUUCUUUGAUUUUCCUCGAAAACGGCUCAGAGAAUUUUACGUUCAUCUUAGGAAUGAAAGAAUUAAUUGAGUACUAUGAAAAAAAUAUUCGUGGUGUAUAAUAAUUGCUUUUUUUACGCCACGCUAUUCGGAACAUUUACAAGAUUGACUAUGAACAUUAUAUGAUAGUUGUAACAAUUAUUACUAUAAAUCCAUCUGAUCAGAACUUUGGAAUAUUGUGGAACAGUGUAAAAAUCGAUCUGAUUAGAUGUUUCUCUCCCUGUAGAUGAAUAUAUUUCGGCUAGAGCGGAUUUUAAUAUAUCCGGAAGAUCAGCGAACGAUUGAGUAAUGAUUGAAUGUGAAUAAAUAAAGGCACAAAGUGAGGUUCGCCAAACGGUCGAUCGUCGUCGCGCUUCGACUUGAUGUAAGUGUAAGUUAGGUAGCUUAGUUUUUUUUAUAUACCGAUCAAGUGCCCUAGCGUGUUAGUUUUACUUUAUAAUCAACUAAUUGCGCUUAAUGAAGGAGCUUCGGGUCGGCUUUUUUAUGACACGUUUUCACGAGUUAACAAACGUGAAUUCGUUUCGGCAACGACCCAAAGUUGUUCAAUUAAAAUUUCUUCUUUAUAUAAUUGUCGAGGUCCUUCAAAUGAUCAUUUUGUGAAGGACUCGUGUGUGAUACUUAAAAGAAGAGGAUGAAUCAAUUGUGACGAUGCUAAGAAACGAAGGAGCUAUGUGUAGAUCCCUUCCGGCUCUAUUGUAAAUUACGUACAAUAUGACAUAACGUGACGUAACGCUACGUCCGCAUCUUUUAUACAUGCAAUGUGUGCAUGCAUUUGAAUGCGUGUAUGUCUGUAUGUAUGAAACGAGAAAGACAGAAUGAUAACGGGCACGUGUUGAUUUCCGUCGCAGAUUCCGUCAUUCUUUAUUUUUCCUAUUGCCUAGAUUCAGACUAAUGCAAAUUUGGUAAGUUGAUCGUUUGUUACAUGGGCCAGGUUGACCAACUUCGGUAUAUACUAUUAUAAUUAUAACAUUAUUUCCUCUUUUUAAACAUGUCGUAUAUAAUGGUGUAACAUGCAUUACAAUUAUUUUAUUAUUCAAACAGAAUUUUUCCAGCAAUAUAAUCGAAAUAAUAUGAAGUUCCGACAGGGUCACAAUUCAUAAUUGUGUUACUGUCCCAUUUAAUUAUAACGCAGUUAUGUCAUGGUUGGUGGUCCUGGUUAUGCACGUGUAAAAACGAUCUGCAAGUCCUUUUUUCGCCAGAAAUGUCUAAAAAGUAAUUCUUCCAUUACGUUUGCAAUUGCUUAAUUACCCUAUAAUUUCAUUGCUGGUGUUGGGCAUCUAUUACACUUUGGAAGUAAUUAUUCAUUAAAUAUACAGUUACUGGGUAGAAGAAGAACUAUCUAGAUAAAUUCACGACAGUAGUGAUGUAAUUUAAUUAAUUGACUGAUAUAGUAAUGGAAUUACAAUAUUGUCUGUUUUCAUUGUUGGCUCGUUUCUCGUCGUCGUAUGCGCUCAUUUCAUUUUUUUUUGUCAAACUAUUGAACAAAAUGAUCUCAGUAAAUGUCGAAACAUGGCCAUCCUUUUAGAGAAAAGAAUAGUGUACGUAUUGGAAAAAAAAAACGGUUUCUCGAAAAAGAGAACUUCUUUAAAUUUGAGUGCAACUGAGGGGUUUGGAAUAUCUUUAAAAAAUGUAUAUACAAUUUAUAGGGCGUUUCACUAGGAAUCGUAACAUGUAAAUCAAUUACCCGCCCAUACAAAUGGAAUGGAAGGUUUGUAAUUAUAAAACAUUUGGUCAAAAGUAAAAGAAAUUAUAUUUA
Orussus abietinus is the source of this 8928-nucleotide messenger RNA. It is a transcript of the gene Pi3K21B, whose product is annotated as phosphatidylinositol 3-kinase regulatory subunit alpha. Lineage: Eukaryota; Metazoa; Arthropoda; Insecta; Hymenoptera; Orussidae. Gene Ontology annotation, molecular function: protein binding. The coding region runs from base 1087 to 3993 and encodes 968 amino acids. Gene Ontology annotation, biological process: signal transduction. The transcript is spliced from 18 exons. The record is from RefSeq and is a predicted model, not a curated record.